This is a messenger RNA of Onychostoma macrolepis, 2254 nucleotides long. RefSeq names its product tripartite motif-containing protein 16-like. The coding region runs from base 25 to 1713 and encodes 562 amino acids. The transcript has 6 exons. The record is from RefSeq and is a predicted model, not a curated record. Gene Ontology annotation, molecular function: protein binding; zinc ion binding. NCBI's taxonomy places the organism in Eukaryota, Metazoa, Chordata, Actinopteri, Cypriniformes, Cyprinidae.
UUAUCUGUGAGUGCGUGCAGUAAAAUGGCAGGAACUAGUAUUUCUUUAGCUCAGGAUGAGUUCAGCUGUUCAAUUUGUCUUGAUUUACUGAAGGAUCCAGUGACCCUUACCUGUGGACACAGUUACUGUAUGAGCUGUAUUACAGACUGCUGGGAUCAGAAGGGAGUCUACAGCUGUCCUCAGUGCAGACAGACCUUCACUCCAAGACCUGCUUUAGGUAAAAACACCAUGCUGGCUGAAGUGGUGGAGAAACUCAAGAAGACAAAACGUCAAGCUGCUCGUCCGGCUCAGUGUUACUCUGGAUCUGGAGAUGUGGAGUGUGAUGUCUGUACUGGGGACAAAAACAAAGCCAUCAAGUCCUGUCUGGUGUGUCUGGAAUCUUACUGUCAGACUCAUUUUAAACUUCAUGAAGAAUUUCACUCUGGAAAGCGACACAAAUUGACUGAUGCCACUGGACAACUACAGGAGAUGAUCUGUCCUCAACAUGAUAAACUGCUGGAGAUUUUCUGUCGUACAGAUCAGCACUGUAUAUGUUAUCUUUGUAUGUUGGAUGAACACAAAAAUCAUGACACUGUAUCAGCUGCAGCAGAGAGGACUGAGAAACAGAGACAAUUGGGUGAAAUUCAGAGAAUAUACCAGCAGAGAAUCCAGGAGAGACAGAAGGAGCUUGAGGAGCUGAGAAAGGCUAUAGAGUCCCACAAGCGCUCUGCACAGACAGCAGUGGAGGACAGUGAGAGGAUCUUUACUGAUCUGAUCCGCUGCAUUGAGAGAAGCCGCUCUGAGGUGACACAGCUGAUCAGAGAUCAGGAAAAGGCUGAAGUGAGUCGAGCUGAAGAACAACUGAAGCGACUGGAGCAGGAGAUUGAAGAUCUGAGGAGGAGAGACGCUGAGCUGGAGCAGCUUUCACACACAGACGAUCACAUCCAUUUUCUCCAGAGUUUCCAGUCUCCGUCUAUUGCUCCUGAAUCUACAGACUCACAAAGCAUCACUGUCAGUUCUCAUCUGUUUUUUGAUGAUAUUAAUAAAUCUGUGACACAUCUAAGAGAAAAACUUGAACAUUUCUGCAGAGAGGAGAUAGAAAAGAUUCACGGUAAAGCAAAAUAUAUUGAGAUCAUUCCCACCCCUGAAUGCAAGACAAGGGACGAGUUUCUACAGUAUUUCUUCCAGUUCACAGUGGAUUCAAACACGGUACAUAAAAACCUCCGUCUGUCUAAGGGGAACAGAUUGAUUAAAUACACUUCUAAAAAACAGAGGUAUCCUGAUCAUCCAGACAGAUUUGAUACUGUGGAACAGGCAUUGUGUGAAGAGAGAGUGUGUGGACGCUGUUACUGGGAGGUUGAGUGGAGUGGUAAGGUGGAUAUAUCAGUGUCAUAUAAGAGCAUCAGCAGGAAGGGACGGGAUGAUGAUGAUGAUGACAACAAUGACAAUUGUGACACAUGUGAGUUUGGACAUAAUGAUCAGUCCUGGUGUUUGUACUGCCCUGCCUCUCAUUGCUCAUUCUGGCACAAUACCAAAAGGACUAAACUCCCUAGAGUCUCCUCCUCUAGAGUAGGGGUGUAUGUGGAUCACGGUGCAGGAACUCUGUCCUUCUACAGCGUCUCUGACACAGUGACCCUCAUUCACAGAGUCCAGACCACAUUCACUCAGCCUCUCUAUCCUGGGUUUGGGAUUUAUGAUAACUCAGUUGUCAAACUGUGUGAGGUAUCAAAAUAGGAAACAUACAGUAGAUUGUGCAAAUAAUAAUGUCAUACAGAUAUAUUGAUUUAUUGUCAUCAAUACUACAGCUUAACUUAUGCUAUUAAAAGAAAGUUAAUUAGAUAUUAUUGGAGGUAAAAUAUUUAAUCAGAUUCAUUCCUCAAUGAGGAAUAAGGUGACAAUACAUUGGGUAUAUUAUUAAAAGGACAAAAUAUCUGUUUUGAUGAGAAAGGAACUGAAGUUCUUUGUCAUGUGAAUUCUGCUUGUUUAUUGCUUUGUUUCAUAUGCAUUCAUAGUUCCUACAGAGUUACCAUAAUGCUGGAAAAAAAAGAAAAACAUUCAUAGAAUUCGUAAUGUUUUCAAUAUUUAUAAUAGGAACUGUACUGGUUUUAAUUGAAACUGUAAUUGUCCCUGUGAGUCUCCAAUGGGUAUGUGUUGCCUUCUAUUGGCAUGUUAAAACAACUAAAUCUGAAUAUAAUAUAUUACACAUGGUUAUGGUUUUGGCUUUGUCAAGCCAACGUCAAAGUUUGUCCUGUCCUGAUUGUAGUUUCAAUAAAGA